AUGGCCGAGCCGGAGGCCGGUGUCACCGCAAAUACAGACCAGCGGCCGCGAUUCGACCAGGAGGAGGCGGAGGAGGAAGCGGAGGAGGAGAAGGCCGUGGAGCGAACCCCGGAGGAGCUUCCACGGGUUCCAUGCCACAUCUUCCUGCCCGUUGUGCCGGCAGCACGUGUGAUCGGGAAACAGGGCGCCAACAUCAAGGCUAUCCGGGAGCAGAGCGCGAUGCCCAGCAAGUUCGGGCCCGAGCUGCCGCACGAGAUGCAGCGUCGGGAGGAUCGGGUGGCCGUGAUCACAGGGGAUACCGCGGCCGUGCAGGAGGCCAUCUCGGGCGUCCUGGAGCGGGUCUUCGAUCGGUCAGGGCUGCCCGACACUGCUGGAGCCUCAGCCAGAGAUAGAGACUAUAUCGUGGAGGUGCUUGUGCCAGAGAAGAGUGGGUCACACCUGAUCGGCCAGAAGGGGGACCGUGUCAAGGCUCUUUGCCAGGAGACGAGGUGUGAUAUUCGAGUGGGUCAGGAUCCGGUUUGCGGUUUGGCCGAGCAGAAGAAGGCCCGAUGCGGCCAAAAUUUCAAAAGUCGUCGCUGCGUUUGCUGCCCACAGGUUCGAAUCAGUGCCACUACGAUGCCUGAUGCGGCUGCAGCCAUUUGGAGGCCUGGAGUGAAGCUCCAAGAAGACUGCAACGCCCUGCGCCCCGAUGUCACGUCUGGCCAGAUUGCUGGAAGUUCUCGGCGAGCUGAUGGCAGGCGCGACGGCAUGGCCGGCAUGGCCGGCAUGCCUGGUCAGAGCUUAAAGAACGGAAGCUCUUGA
Molecule: messenger RNA, 801 nt
Organism: Effrenium voratum
Lineage: Eukaryota; Dinophyceae; Suessiales; Symbiodiniaceae
Source: the annotation of a GenBank genome assembly